UCGCAUCUGCGAAAGUGUAUCCGCGCGCCAUCUGUACGUGGGUAGAUCUCGACCGAUAGCAAUAACCGUUUGCGAAUUCGAUCAUGGCGCCCUGUGGGAAUUUGCGUUUUUAUCGAUCUCGCUCUAUCCGGUCAACCGUGACAGAAUGGAUCAACCCAUUAUAAAAGGCCGAAUGAACUGCGUGCUCGGUCUCUUUUUCGGUUUUGCGACAACUCGACGUCAUCGACACCAUCAUCAGCGAACGAACGUGAAAUAAAAACAAAGUGCGAAUUUCCAUCCCACCACCCACUGAAGGUGAAAUAGUUGAAAUUAGAAGUAGUGAUAAGUUGGAAGAUUAGUGCGUAAUAAAGUAUAGUUAGUAUAAAAAUUAGUGCUAAAUAAAGUGUUUGGACUAUUAUAAACUUACCUGCGCUGUGUAUAGACAAUUACGAACCUGAAAGAAGAAGAAGAAGAUACUGAGAACUUUUACACUUACCUGUGAAGAGAUCGUGCCCCCGUUGUGCGAAGUGGUGAAUAGUGAAUUGAGCACAGAAUCGCUUUUUCCUGAGCUCAUCGUACAUCUGGUCCUUCGAGCCGGAUUAACGGCCGUCGAACUCCGUCCGUUCCGGUGCUUCCCGCGGUGAGAACAACCGCCAUUGCUGCUUCCACAUCGCCCUCCGUCGGAUCCGCCAUCGUUGACACAGCCAGGAUCACGUCGUCGUUGGACUGCGCCAUCAUUAAUUGAUCAUACAAGGCAUUGCAUUGCCUUUAACAAGGUAAUUAGCUUUCCAACAAUUCAUACCUCUUCCCGUUUGAGCUACGCGGUCUUUUGAUUUGCAGACCCGGCUCCUCGCUUCUACACGUGAUCUACAACUACUUCUACUACUACGCUUUCGACCAUCCCGUCCGGAGACAAUCCGGAGCAACUUCUAUCGCCUUCUGGAUCCGAGUCUGUUGCUGAAUUAGAUUGUACAAGGCACUUUCUUGCCUUUUCGAAGACCACGUCAUCCCACCAAAAUGUCCACGGAACGGAAAAUCAAAGGCUUGAGAAACAAGAUCAAGAGUCUCCUGGCCUCGUUCAACCUCAUAAAGACGUUUGUGGAGGAGUACGAUGAGGAACGAGACACUUUCGAAGUUCCAGUGCGCCUCGAAAAUCUCAACAGACUCUGGACGGACAUCCAGAAGACUCAGUCCGAGCUCGAAUCUAUCGACGAGGCCUCCGUCGAUGAGCAAAUCAAGGAACGGACUGAAUUUGAAACCGCAUACUAUCGUGUAAAGGGUGGACUGCUAGCUGUUAAUAAAUCGCCUGUCGCCCACACCGUCCAAUCGCCUUCUCCUUCAAGCUCGCAAAUCCAUGUUCCAUCGUCGCAUGUGCGAUUGCCCGAUGUGAAGCUCCCGGUGUUUAGUGGAAACAUCGACACGUGGCUCAAUUUCCACGACCUUUUCGUCUCGCUGGUCCACUCUUCGGUCGAGUUGUCUAAUAUUCAGAAAUUUUAUUAUCUCCGAUCGUCCCUCGCUGGUGAAGCCCUGAAAUUGAUUCAAUCAAUUACCAUCAGUGCGAAUAAUUACCUUGUGGCGUGGAAUUUGCUCGUGGAGCAUUAUCAAAACCCUUUACGCUUGAAGCAGACUUAUUUGGACGCCCUUUUUGAAUUCGCUUCGCUGAAGCGCGAGUCUGCAACUGAUUUGCAUUCGCUGGUCGAGAACUUCGAGGCAAACGUGAAGGUACUAAAGCAACUCGGAGAGAAAACCGAACACUGGGACCUAAUCCUCAUUCGCAUGCUGAGCGUCCGCCUUGACCCCACAACACGGAGAGAUUGGGAAGAGUUUUCGUCCACACAGCAGGCUGUGACGUUUGGGGCCCUCACGUCGUUCAUCCAGCGAAGAGUAACUGUCCUCCAAACCAUUCGAGGAAAGGCUGUCGACACUCCAGCGCCCCUUCAGCAGUUCAAGAAAUCUGUUCAACGUCCGAUUGCAAGUCAUGGAGCGAGUCAAAUCCAACCUGCCAGGAAAUGCGUCAUCUGUUCUGAUCAUCAUCCACUCUACAUGUGCAAGCCGUUCUCUAAACUCGACGUCGAAGCAAAGGAAAAGGAAGUUCGUCGCCACCAGCUCUGUCGCAACUGUCUACGGAAAGGACAUCAAGCUCGAGACUGCCCUUCUUCAAGUUCCUGCCGAAAAUGUCGAGGUCGUCAUCACUCUCUGCUCUGCCCCGGGGAGAAUUUCGUCACUGUGAACUCCAGGACACCAGAAUCCUCCCAGCCACCAUCAGCAAGUCACUCUGCCCCUCGUGAACCUCCGAGAACAUCCGCUUCAGCCACUUUCCACGGGCCUUCAAGUCAUGCCAGUGCUGGACCAACUCGUAGAAGCGUACUACUAGCCACCGCAGUUGUGAAACUCGUCGACGAGAAUGGAAUCGAGCACGCAGCAAGGGCUCUACUCGAUUCGGGUAGUGAAUGUUGUUUUAUUACCGAGCCGUUCUCCCAAUUGAUCAAAGCGCAGCGAACAAAAAUCUCCAUUCCGAUCUCAGGGAUCGGGCAGUCGUCAACCUAUGCAAGGUACAAAAUCACCGCCACUGUUCGCUCAAGGGUGUGUGACUUUUCUACUCCGGCUGAGUUCUUGGUACUUCCAAAGGUCACAAUUGAUCUUCCGUCUGCCUCUUUCGAUGCUUCCUCAUGGGACAUACCCCCCGGCGUACAGCUUGCGGAUCCAGGCUUCUACGAAGCAAACCCGGUUGACAUUAUCAUCGGUGCGGAAGUAUUCUUUGAACUCUUCAACGUCCCAGGUCGGAUACAGCUCGGCGAAGCUCUUCCAACGUUGAUCAACUCUGUCCUCGGCUGGAUAGUUUCCGGCAAGAAUUCUAACGGUACUCCGAAGUCUCCAGUGAUCGCUAACGUCGCAACUAUUUCCGAGCUGCAUGACCUCAUAGAGAAAUUUUGGGCGAUUGAAGAAGACAACUCCACUCCAAACUAUUCCGUCGAAGAAGCUGCCUGCGAGGAUUAUUUUCGUUACACUGUAAGACGGAACUCAGAGGGAAGGUACAUCGUUCGCUUACCUAUAAAGGAUGACGUCAUCAAACAGCUAGGUGACAACCGUCGCACAGCUGUCCGUCGCUUUCGUAUGCUAGAAAGUCGUCUUUGUCGCACUCCGGAACUUUCUCAGCAAUAUUCCGCCUUCAUGGAUGAAUACCUUGCAUUGGGGCACAUGAAGCAAGUAUACGAUCAUCAAUCUCCUCCGAUGCUGUGCUACCACAUGCCCCACCACGCUGUCGUCCGAGAAGACAGCACCACUACAAAAGUUCGAGUUGUGUUCGAUGCAUCGUGCAAAUCUCCAGAAGGACCUUCGCUCAACGACGCACUCAUGGUUGGUCCAACAGUACAGCAAGACAUACGUUCCAUCAUUUUGCGCUCCAGAAUCCGCCGAGUUAUGCUGAUCGCAGACGCAAAGCAAAUGUAUCGCCAAGUACUCGUUGACGAACGUGACACUCCGCUUCAACGAAUUGUCUGGCGAAAAUCUCCGGAUCUUCCACUCGAUACGUUUGAACUACUAACGGUUACCUACGGUACCGCAAGUGCACCUUUUCUAGCCACUCGAGUGCUACUCCAGCUGGCGAACGACGAACACGACAACUUCCCGGAGGCAGCAGAGGUUCUACGAAAGGAUGUCUAUGUAGAUGACCUUCUUUCGGGAGCAAACAGCAUCGAACAAGCUACGAGACUUCGACGGCAACUGGAUGAUCUUCUCUCCAAAGGCGGGUUUGAGCUGCGCAAAUGGGCAUCUAACGAGGAAGCUGUCCUUGAAGGACUUGCGCCAGACAACCGAGCUCUACAAACCUCUUUCGACCUCGAUCGCAACCAAAGCAUAAAAUCUCUUGGGUUGCAUUGGGAGCCAGCUUCGGAUCUGCUAAAAUACAAAAUCGAAUUUCCACCGGACUCGUCUGCAGCUCCUCUGACCAAGCGGAUCGCCCUGUCACAAAUAGCGCGUCUCUUCGACCCCCUGGGACUGCUGGGUCCUGUUGUGAUAUCCGCUAAAAUCUUCAUGCAGGCGCUCUGGACUCUGAAGGAUGAAAAUGGCAAAACCUGGAGCUGGGACGAAGAACUUCCAACCCCGAUGAAGGAGCGUUGGAGCAACUAUAUGGCAGAGCUACCACUUCUCAACAGUUUGCGUAUUGAUCGUUAUCUAUUGACUGCGAAACCUGCGUUCGUUCAGUACCAUUUCUUUUCGGAUGCCUCACAAUACGCGUACGGCGCAUGCUGCUACAUUCGAACGGCAGAUUCCUCUGGAGACUUCAAGGUGGCCCUUCUGACUGCAAGGUCUAAAGUGGCUCCCCUCAAACAACAAAGCAUCCCUCGGCUAGAACUUUGUGGUGCACUUCUCUCAGCUGAACUCUAUCAGAAGGUCUCGCAAUCUCUCGAACUUCAAGGGCCGACGUUCUUCUGGGUAGACUCAACAACGGUACUGAACUGGCUGAAUGCUACACCUUCUACCUGGACCACAUUUGUUGCAAACCGUGUGUCCAAAAUACAACAAUCAACACAGAACUGCUCCUGGAAACACGUUGCCGGUCAUGACAAUCCAGCGGACCUACUUUCCCGCGGAAUCUCUGCGGAAAACAUCCUCGAAAAUCAACUUUGGUGGCAAGGACCUGAAUGGCUACAACUACCGCAAACGUCAUGGCCAACUGGAAAUAUCGACAUCACUUCUAGCACUGAAAUAUUAUUAGAAGCAGAGAAACGAAAAACAGCAGUAUGUACAGCAUCGUCGGACCCAGCUUUCAUCGACCUUUUCACGGAAAGAUUCUCUGACUACGACCGAAUGCUCAGAGUAACUGCCUACUGUCGUCGGUUCAUCGAAAAUUGUCGGCGGAACCCAACCAAUUCACCAUCAACGUACAUAACAACGAAGGAAAAGAACGCAGCUGAAGCAACUCUAAUUCGCCUGGUGCAGCAACAAGAAUUCGCAGAAGAAUGGAAACAACUCCAAAAAUCCCAGCAUGUUACACCAAAGUCUCGCUUACGUUGGUUUCACCCAUUCAUCUCCGAUGAUCAGCUGAUUCGCAUUGGGGGCCGGCUCAAUCAAGCACCGCAACCGUAUGACAGCAAACAUCAGAUCAUCCUCCCCGCUUCUCAUUCGCUAUCCAAACUCCUGGUACGAUCACAACACAAGAAGCAUCUUCACGCGGCUCCCCAGCUACUGGUAUCCAUUUUGCGCUUACGGUACUGGAUCACAGGGGCCAGGAACUUGGCCAGAACAACUGUUCGUAACUGCAUCGAAUGUGUGAAAGCUCGGCCACAACUUCUAGAGCAAUUCAUGGCUGAACUCCCCGCUUCGCGAGUCACGGCUGCGCGCCCUUUCUCCGUAACCGGUGUGGAUUAUUGGGGACCGAUUUCUCUACAGCGCAUUCACCGACGAGCAGCACCACGCAAGGCAUACGUGGCCGUUUUCGUUUGCUUCGUUACCCGCGCCGUACAUCUCGAAUUGGUCAUCGACUUGAGUACCGUCAAGUUUCUUCAAGCCCUACGUCGCUUUGUUUCUCGCCGAGGUUUAUGCAGCGAUAUCUAUAGCGACAACGGUCGCAACUUCAUCGGAGCAGCCAACGAACUGCGAAAACUGGUUCGCAGUAAGGAACAUCAGCAAGCUGUUGCAGAAGAAUGCGCCAGCCACAGCAUCCGCUGGCAUUUCAAUCCCCCGAAGGCAUCACAUUUCGGUGGGCUUUGGGAAGCCGCGAUUCAUUCCGCCCAAAAGCAUUUCGUUAGGGUACUGGGCACCCACACCCUAGCGGAAGACGAUAUGGAGACAUUGCUGGCACAAAUCGAGUGCUGCCUCAAUUCCCGUCCUCUAAUUGCACUCAGCGACGAUCCGACCGAUUUUGAAACACUGACACCUGGGCACUUUCUGGUUGGUUCUGCAUUGAAGGCAAUUCCGGAUACCGACUUCGCAACUCUCCCAUCAAAUAGACUGCGGCAGUGGGAACAAGUUCAAAAAAUGCUGCAACUGAUCUGGAAACGAUGGCACUCCGAGUAUUUGUCGUCACUCCAGCCUCGCACUAAAUGGUGCAAUCCACCAAUUGCCAUCAAAUUGAACCAAUUAGUCCUCAUCAAGGACGAAAACACUCCUCCUAUGGCUUGGCCGACGGCCAGAGUCGUCGAAAUCCAUCCUGGAACCGAUGGCAUCGUACGGGUAGUAUCCGUGCAAACUCCUACUGGUCGCUUCAUUCGUCCGGUUUCCAAAAUUUGUCUGCUGCCAAUUCCACCCACGCAAGAAACAUUCGGCAACCAAGCAGCAGCAGCAAACGAAUCGCCAUCAGCAACCACAUCGAUGAAAAAAUCGUCGUCGUCGUGA
Aedes albopictus (Asian tiger mosquito) is the source of this 6315-nucleotide messenger RNA. RefSeq lists its product as uncharacterized. Gene Ontology annotation, molecular function: nucleic acid binding; zinc ion binding. The coding region runs from base 997 to 6315 and encodes 1772 amino acids. The transcript is spliced from 2 exons. Lineage: Eukaryota; Metazoa; Arthropoda; Insecta; Diptera; Culicidae. Gene Ontology annotation, biological process: DNA integration. The record is from RefSeq and is a predicted model, not a curated record.